Molecule: messenger RNA, 1287 nt
Organism: Onychostoma macrolepis
Lineage: Eukaryota; Metazoa; Chordata; Actinopteri; Cypriniformes; Cyprinidae
Gene: gatd3
Product: glutamine amidotransferase class 1 domain containing 3
Exons: 7
Coding region: 68-850 (260 amino acids)
Cellular component (GO): mitochondrion
Source: RefSeq, a predicted model, not a curated record
UCUAUGUUCUUCCAUGUGUCAGUGACUCCGAAGAAGACUCUGGUUGUUAAGCGCACUCUCCUCCAUCAUGUCCCUCCGCACCAUGUUUGCGCUGCGCUCUCUGUCGCGUCCUGCGCUCCUCAGAUAUACCGCUGCUGCUCAGUUUCAUGCGUCUUCACACUGCAGUGGCGCAAAAGUCGCUGUUGUGUUGUCAGGAUGUGGUGUAUAUGAUGGCACUGAAAUCCAUGAGGCAUCAGCAAUCCUUGUGCAUCUAAGUCGGGCAGGUGCAGAGGCUCAGAUGUUUGCUCCAGAUGUGUCUCAGAUGCAUGUGAUAGACCACGGCAAAGGUCAGCCUGUGGAGAAUGAGUCAAGGAACGUCUUAUCAGAAUCAGCACGUAUCGCUAGGGGCAACAUCACUGACCUGGCAAAACUGAAUGUCAGUAAUCAUGAUGCAGUCAUCUUUCCUGGUGGUUUUGGUGCAGCUAAAAACCUGUCAACAUUUGCUGUUGAUGGAAAGGACUGUAAGGUGAACAAGGAAGUUGAGCGAGUUUUAAAGAACUUCCAUAAUGCAGGAAAGCCAAUUGGGUUGUGCUGUAUAUCUCCAGUGCUGGCUGCGAAAGUUCUUCCUGGUGUGGAUGUGACGGUGGGUCAUGAGGAGGAAGAAGGUGGGAAGUGGCCAUAUGCUGGUACAACUCAAGCCAUCACUGCACUGGGAGCCAAACAUACUGUCAAAGAAGUCACCGAAUCCCAUGUGGACAAGAAGAACAAGGUGGUGACCACACCUGCUUUCAUGUGUGAAACAAAGUUGCACUUGAUUUUUGAUGGGAUUGGUGCUAUGGUGAGAGAUGUCCUAAAGCUCAGCGGGAAGUGAAAGUUCAACCAAUAUAUCAGUAUUUUCAGGUUCAUUGCAUAGAGCUCGCCAGUCAUAUAGGAUCUGUAUCAGACUGCUUAAAAGAUAAAGACUAGGCUAUUUCUUGCUGUGAUUUGUUGUGAUUUGCUGAAAUGACUCGACAGACAUUACUAAUCAAACAUAUAUCUGCCUGACAGUGUUAAAUGGUAUUUUGGUGAAUAUACAGCAGAGGGCACUCUCUGUAUUUAAAAAAGAUAAUGUGAAUUAUAUGUAGCUCCAUGAUUUUCUCAAUCUUGAAAACCUUAACUUGCCAAGUAAGAUAAACUCACCAGUUGUUUAAAAAAAGAGAACCAGUUAAAAGCUUGACAACUCCUUAUGUCAUUUAAAGUAGACACAGUCUGUGUUGAAAUAUGAAGUUUGAAAUGAUGAAUAAAGUGAAUAUUUUUUCUAAAAAUUAU